This is a messenger RNA of Anopheles darlingi, 1513 nucleotides long. RefSeq names its product 2-Hydroxyacid oxidase 1-like. The coding region runs from base 1 to 1392 and encodes 463 amino acids. The transcript is spliced from 3 exons. NCBI's taxonomy places the organism in Eukaryota, Metazoa, Arthropoda, Insecta, Diptera, Culicidae. The record is from RefSeq and is a predicted model, not a curated record. Gene Ontology annotation, molecular function: oxidoreductase activity; FMN binding.
AUGUUACUAGAACAGCUGUUCCGGACGAAGCGUUCGUCCGGACUUGGUGAAGCCCAGCGCUGUGAGCUUGCCUGUGUCGCUGACUAUGAGCGGCGCAUGGUCGAGACGGUCGAUCGGCCCAUCGUCGAUUACUGUCGCGGUGGAGCGGCCAGUGAACGAACGAUCGCCCACAACAGGAGUGCCUUCGAACGGUUGCGUAUCCGACCACGGUGUUUACAGCGGCUCGGUGGUAGCCGCUCACUAGCCAUCACCUGCCUGGAUGUUGGCUAUAAACUACCGAUCGGUAUUGCUCCGGUCGCACUGCAGCGAUUGGCGCAUCCCGAGGGCGAGAAGGCAAUGGCUCGGGCGGCCCGGACCUUCGGUAUACCAUUCGUCCUGAGCGUGCUGUCCAGUGUAUCGAUCGAAGAGCUAGCGGAGGCCGUUCCACGUGCCCCGAAGUGGUUUCAGCUGUAUAUUUUCAAAGACCGGGAACUAACCGAGUGCCUGGUACGGCGUGCGGAGAAAGCACGCUUCCGUGCGCUGGUCGUAACGGUCGAUUGUCCGGCACCGGGACUAAGCCGAACGGAGCGCCGGAAUCCGCUUACCCUGCCGCCUAAGGUGACGUGUGCCAAUUUUGUGCCGGCUGGGGCCGAUGGCAAAAAAUCCUGCUCCGCCAGUGUACUCGAUUACGUGCGUAGUCAACUGGAUCCGGGACUUGGAUGGGACGCCAUUCGUUGGUUGAUGAGCAUCACCACGCUGCCGGUCAUCGUGAAGGGUAUCUUGCAUCGGAACGAUGCGCUGAUUGCCGCGGAUAUUGGUGUACAUGGACUGAUCGUGUCCAACAGUGGAGGUAGACAAAUUGAUUGUGCUCCAGCAGCGAUUGAAAUUUUACCAGAAAUCGUUCACGCGGUCGGCCACCGGUUAGAGGUGAUGCUGGACAGUGGUAUCUGUGAGGGUACCGAUGUGUUCAAAGCCCUGGCACUCGGUGCACGGCUUGUCUUCGUCGGACGUGCCCCCAUGUACGGUCUGGCAGUGAAUGGCCAGCGUGGGGUAGAGGAGGUCCUAGAUAUCCUGAAAAUGGAGCUGGAAUCGACAAUGCUGAAUGCAGGCUGUGCUACGGUGGCCGAUGUGACCCCACAGCAUGUUUGCCACGAGGUGCAGCUCUAUUAUCAACCGGAACGUCUGCGAGGCAAUUGGCGUACCGAGAGUGGCCGAAGUGAUCGCUAUCGGACACGAGAACGACCUACGCGUGAGAUGGAAAGCAUAAGAGCGGAGGAAUCCGCCGAUAACGAUGUGGACAGUGAGGAAGUGUUUGUGCGGGGGGAAACCACCGGGGAAAGAGUUACCUUUCAGCAGCGUUCCGUGGAUGAGAUCCGAUCCGAGGCUCGAGUGGCUGCCGCACAUUCGGAGUGAGCCCCGUGGAAUCUACCGCUCCAACACCAGCAACAUUGUCGGUCGGUGCAAUGCCAAUGCCAGCGUCAAUACCUGCCAGCAGACCGACAGCAUGGGCAAUGUGCGAUCGGCAAGGACGGUU